Diaporthe citri is the source of this 1428-nucleotide messenger RNA. RefSeq lists its product as uncharacterized. The coding region runs from base 1 to 1428 and encodes 475 amino acids. The transcript has 6 exons. Lineage: Eukaryota; Fungi; Ascomycota; Sordariomycetes; Diaporthales; Diaporthaceae. The record is from RefSeq and is a predicted model, not a curated record.
AUGUCCUACACUGGAGUGGCUAUUCUUGGCCUCAUGCGGGCCUGGGGCGCUGCCGAGAACAAGGUCACGUCUGGCUACAACUCCAAGUACAAGCCUUUUCCCAUCCCCGAUGACCCUCUCUUCACCAGCAAGGAUGUCUCUGUCGUUACCAUCCUCCUGAGCCCUCCUAAGAUCUUUGAGCUGUGCCUCAAGUCCUGGCUCAAGAACCAGCCCCGCGAGGUCAUUCUUGUCACUACCUUUGACUACUUCCAGGCUGUCCUCUCAGCCCUCGAGUCCUACGACCUGACCACCGCGGACCGCGCCAUCAUCAAGGUCUUCCAUCUCGAUGAGGGCGUCAAGGGCCACCGCUUCCAGCAAGCCAUGGGCUUCAAAGAGGCCACUGGCAAGAUCAUGGCUGUCACCGAUGACCAGAUCCUGUGGCCUGACAGCCUGCUGAAGAACUUACUCCCGUGUUUCGAGGACCCCAAGGUCGGUGCCGCUGGCGGCCCAAUCGGUGUUCAGAUCCCCGAGGAGCGCCGUGACAAGAACAUCGUCACGGCCUGGGAGGCUGCUGGUGCCAAGUUCCUCUUCGGUGGCCGUGGUGGUGGUAGCGCCAGCUGGGUCGCAUACAAGUGGACAUGGUGCCUGGCAGGUUGCACCUGGCUGGCCCGUACACCCAUCUUCCAGGACCCCGUAUUCAUCCAUGCCCUCACCACCGAGACCUGGGCCGGUCGCACCCUGAACGCAGGAUCCGACAACAUAAUCACUCGCUACCUGCUCCAGAAUGACCAUGUCAUCGCUUACCAGAACACCGAGGAUGCUACCGAGCGGAACACGCUGCAGAACUUUUUGAGGUUUCUCACCGAGGUCCCCCAGACCUACCGCCACCCUUACAUUCUCUAUGUCACUUUGAUGCGCCUGAUCCGGGUCCCGAUCGCCAUCAUUCACCUGGUUGGCUGGGCACUCGCCCUCAGGCAUCACCCAGCCAUUGCCUUGGGCUUCCUUACCUUCUAUGUCCGCAGUAUGGUCCCCACUUACCGCGCCUUCUGGGCCACAUACCCUUACAUGUUCAGUCUCCGCAACUUGCUGGCUGCUGUUGCCGUGGACUUCUCCCCCAUUCCCAUUGGUUUAUGGGGCAUCCUCACCAUCAAUACUGACAGCUGGGUUCACGGAGACGGCAUCACCGCCAGGAAGCAGCCGGGUAUCACCAAAAUGGCCACCGAGAGACUCGAGGCCUUUGCUCAGGCCACCAGUGAUGCUGCCGGUCAGGUCUUGGCUGGUGCGUGGGCAUCCACUACCGCACACGCCCGCACUGCAAGCCAGGUGCAAGCCGCUGUUCUGUCCGGCGAUCCCUGCCUCUCCAGCGGCAUCCCCAUGAAGCCGGGCCACAUCGAUGAGCAGAGCAAGGAGGCUCUUGUGACUCCCCACGGAGGAGGCCGAGCAGAGUGA